This is a messenger RNA of Pyricularia grisea, 1718 nucleotides long. RefSeq lists its product as uncharacterized. The record is from RefSeq and is a predicted model, not a curated record. Gene Ontology annotation, molecular function: amino acid transmembrane transporter activity. Gene Ontology annotation, cellular component: vacuolar membrane. Gene Ontology annotation, biological process: amino acid transmembrane transport. Lineage: Eukaryota; Fungi; Ascomycota; Sordariomycetes; Magnaporthales; Pyriculariaceae. The coding region runs from base 204 to 1718 and encodes 504 amino acids. The transcript is spliced from 2 exons.
CCUGGAUCCUGUGGUUUUUUUGGUUUUUUUUUACUUCGCCUCGCGCCCUUUUUCAUUCAUUUCAUUACGUACCUAGACUGUUUUGCGCCUUACACCAAAGUGACCCAAACCUUGUCACAAGGAAAUCGACAAAACAGGAAAGAGGCGUAUCAACUGGAGGCGGCCGCCGACGACAGAACACAGAGACGGCGACACAGGGAAUCAUGGCAGGACACGCUCGUCGACCUGACGAUAUCAUGCCGCCUCGCGCUGGUUCGAUGGCGAGUGACAAUGCCCCGAACCCUGAAAAGGAGCAGAGCGAAGCCGGUAACUCUGGCGUGCUCGGGGAGCUCAUCAACCACAAGACUCUGACCUGGUGGCAAGGUGGAAUAGUGCUCAUCGCCGAAACCGUCUCGCUCGGCGUUUUGUCUCUUCCAUCCGUGCUCGCCACUCUUGGUUUGAUACCUGGUAUCAUCGUUGUCCUCGCCAUGUCGAUCAUCUCGACAUACAGCGGCUGGGUUCUGGGCGAGUUCCGACGGGAGUACCCGCACGUUCUCAACUUUGGCGAUGCCCUCGAGGUUAUUGGAACUCCGAUAGGAAUGGGUGGCACGUUUCAGGUCAUUUUUGGCUGGUCUCAGGUCUUCUUCCAGGUCUUUGUCAUGGCAUCGCAUAUUUUGACGUGGACCAUCUGCCUGCUUUGGUUGACCAACGGUAGGGGCGUCUGCUCGAUCAUCCUAGGCUUCGUGGGCACUCUGAUCUUUAUCAUUUGCAACAUGCCCCGGACCCUCAAGCACACUAGCUGGAUGUCCAUGAUCAGCUGCGGCUCAAUCACCGCCGCCGUCGUGGUGACGGCCAUCGCUGUCACUUUUACCCAGCAGACCUCUCCCUGGAAGCCUGGGCCCGGUAUGGACAUCGACUUGUUCCGCAAGAUCGAGUUCGCGCCCGCAUUCCUCGGAGUUACCAACGUUGCUGUUGCCUUUUGUGAGUUUACCUAUCCAGUUGGAUGGAGGGAGAAGUUGGCAUUUCUGGUCCUCCCUCGACCUGGAAGCCUAAUGUCGGCACCAGCUAACAAUCCCAUGACACUUGCAGCCUCCCACUCUUGCUUCUUCUCCGUCAUCGACGAGUUCAAGAAGCCCGAAGACUGGCCCAAGGCUCUCGCCUUGCUCCAGAUUGCCGACACGGUUCUCUACCUCUUCGCAGCCAUCAUGAUCUACUACUUUGUUGGCAAGGAUGUUCCCUCCCCAGCUCUUUCGGCCGCGCCGGGUAAAAUCCUCCCCCGUAUCAUCUGGGGCAUUGCGAUCCCGACCAUCGUCAUCGCAGGUGUCAUCUACGGCCACGUCGCGUCCAAGUACAUCUUUGUGCGCGUCUUCCGCAACUCGGCGCAUCUGGAGCGUCGCACCAAGCGUUCCACAGUGGUCUGGAUCGCUAUCGUCAUCGGCCUCUGGGCCAUCGCCUGGGUUAUCUCGGAGUCGAUCCCCGUCUUCAACGGUCUCCUGGGCCUGGUGGCUGCCCUGUUUGUCAGUUGGUUCUCAUACGGUCUCCCGGGCUUGUUUUGGCUCUGGAUGAACAAGGGAGAGUGGUUCUCUGGUCCCAAGCAGAUUGGCAAGUUUGUCGCCAAUGUGUUCCUGGUGGUCACGGGCAUCAUGAUAUGCACACUGGGCCUAUGGGCCUCUGGCAACGACAUUGCGAUCAGUACGUCGGGUUCUUCAAGCACGGUCUGGAAGUGCCGGUCUCUUUGA